AUGGAAACAGAGGAUGAUUCAUGGGAGAUACAGAACAGAAGUCGUAGAGGUAAAGGGGCGGCUACUGUCGGUUUCAAUCCAGGGGCCACCAAAUUUUUCGUGACCAAUAUCCCUCAAGGCUGCCGUCCGUGGGAUUUGGCCAAUGUGUUUAGAGAUUUCGGGGUGAUUGCGGGUGCGUUUAUUGCCAAGAAGAAAGAUAAGGACGGUAGGAUAUUUGGAUUUGUCAGCUUCAAAGAUGUUAGGGAUGUGGAAGAGCUGAAGAACAACAUUUCUAAAGUUAAAUUGGGGGGCAAUAAGUUGAUGAUUAAUGUGGCUUUAUUUGCGAAAGAGAGCGGGGCUCCCAGGUCUGAUGUAGUGAAUGGGGGGAAAUCUAAGGUGGCGAAUGCUGGGCAUGUGAGAGUUCAGGCGGGAUUUCCUAAGGUUAGUGGAUCAAACCCAGUCAAGAAGGGGGUCUCGUUUCUGGAUAUCCUUACUAAUAAAUCCUAUUCGGAUUGGAACGAGGAUGCGGUGGUCGUUGAUCCGUCUAUUUUUUCCCUGUCAAACCUUUCCGGGAAAGCUGUGGUUGGCCGUAUGCUAGGUUUCGAUGAAUUAAGGUUUCUCAAUUCGCCUCUAAAGGUAGCGGGUUUUGAAGGUGCUUCGCUUCAGUAUUUAGGUGGGCUGUCAGUAUUAAUUUCGUUUGAGGAUGGGGAUGUUACAAAAAGACUGUUAGAGGCGAAAGAGGUCUGGAUUCGUUGGUUCUCUGCGUUAUCCCCGUGGUUAGGACAGUCCUUGCCUUUCGAACGGCUGGCAUGGAUCAACAUUCGCGGUGUACCACCUCAUUUUGUCUCGAGAAGGGUCUUCAAUAUGAUCGGUAGUAGGUAUGGCAAGGUGGUUCAACCUUCUCAGUUCCUCGAAACAAACGGGGAUCUCACGUUUGAUCGUCUGGGGAUUUUAAUUGACACGGGUAAUAAAAUUAAUGGGGUCCUUAACCCUAAGUUGGUAGGAUAA
This is a messenger RNA of Helianthus annuus (common sunflower), 987 nucleotides long. RefSeq lists its product as uncharacterized. Gene Ontology annotation, cellular component: nuclear speck. Gene Ontology annotation, biological process: mRNA splicing, via spliceosome. The transcript has a single exon. Gene Ontology annotation, molecular function: RNA binding. Bases 1 to 987 code for a protein of 328 amino acids. NCBI's taxonomy places the organism in Eukaryota, Viridiplantae, Streptophyta, Magnoliopsida, Asterales, Asteraceae. The record is from RefSeq and is a predicted model, not a curated record.